Molecule: messenger RNA, 1655 nt
Organism: Chenopodium quinoa (quinoa)
Lineage: Eukaryota; Viridiplantae; Streptophyta; Magnoliopsida; Caryophyllales; Amaranthaceae
Exons: 10
Coding region: 281-1306 (341 amino acids)
Cellular component (GO): Golgi apparatus
Molecular function (GO): antiporter activity; GDP-fucose transmembrane transporter activity
Source: RefSeq, a predicted model, not a curated record
GUGGGACAACUUAAUUAACAUGGGUUCAGAACGAUUAAACUCAUAGAAAAGCCAAAGAGAAGACCCACCACCUUUUUUUCCCAUCUUCUUUGAGACUUCGUUCCCUUCCCACCACCUGUAAAAGUUGUCACCUUUUGCAGUUCAAAUAGUACUCCUACUACACUACUACUAUAGCUAUAGUUUACUACUACUACUAAUUUAACUCACAUUUUUGUGGGAUUUUAUUUAUUCUUCUUUUCUACAAAAUCACCCGAAAAAGUGCAGAAAAAUUACAAAUAAAAUGGUUUUAUCACCUAAAAAGAAUAAAAUUCUUCCUAUUAAUGAAGUUAAUGAAAAGGUUGAAGAAGAUGGUAAUUCUAAUUCUAUGGCUAUGUCAAGAAAAGGGAUUUAUGCUGCCAUUUCUUACAUGUUAUGUGCUGUAUUGUUGAUCAUGUUUAACAAAGCAGCUAUGUCUUCUUACAAGCUCCCGUAUGUAAACGUUAUCACCCUUCUUCAGUUGAUAUGCUCGUGCUUUUUUCUCUACGUAAUGAGACACUGGAAGAUCAUUUCAUUCACAAAUGAUAAAUCGCUCAAAACUUUUGACAAUCCAAUCAUUAUUGUACCCUUCAAGACACUAGUUCAGACCCUGCCUCUUGCGUUCUCAUACUUGCUAUUCAUGCUGGUUUCGAUGGAAUCUGUUCGUGGUGUAAAUGUUCCUAUGUACACAACUCUAAGGCGUACAACUGUGGCUUUUACUAUGGUGGUCGAGUAUCUAGUGGCACGUCAAAAGUAUUCUCUUCGUGUUCUUGGCAGUGUGGCUAUCAUCAUACUUGGUGCAUUUGUAGCUGGAGCACGAGACCUCUCAUUCGACUUCUACAGCUAUGGUGUUGUGCUCUUAUCAAAUCUUUGUACCGCAGUCUAUCUGACCUCAAUUGCUCGUCUUGGAAAAUCUAGUGGCCUAAAUACAUUUGGCCUCAUGUGGUGCAACGGAAUCAUAUGUGGACCGAUUUUGUUGCUGUCAACAUUCUUCCAAGGUGAUCUUCAGAAGUUGAUUAGCUUUCCUCACUUAUCAUCCCCCGGCUUUCAGGCCGUCAUGUUUCUUUCCUGUAUCUUGGCAUUCUUCUUGAAUUACACUGUGUUCUGGAAUACAGCCCUGAAUUCAGCACUCACACAGACUAUAUGUGGCAACUUGAAGGAUGUUUUUACAAUUGGACUUGGCUGGCUUUUAUUUGGCGGCCUUCCAUUUGACUUGUUCAACAUUCUCGGUCAAGGCACCGGCUUCCUCGGUUCUUGUUUCUAUGCCUAUUGCAAACUCAAAGGAAAGUAAGGGUUUUAAGGUAUAGGUACCAGCACUCCAGCAGUAGUUCUAAGAAGUCACCUAUGUUACCUAGAUUUUGUUUAAUUUGUGUCCAAAGGUCGAAAUUAAUGAAAAUUUCAACUAUUUUGGAGUAAAUUGUUGCGAUGCGUGCGCAACAACUCUCCUUAUUUACAUACACAUACACAUGUUAAAAUGUUAAUGUUUAUUAUGAUACUUAAGGUGGAAUGAAAAGUUUGAGUAAAAUAGGUCAUCGUCAUAGUUUUGUCACUAGACCUACCAUUAUACAUUUACACUUCGUGUGAUAUAUAUAAAUUUAAUUGCAUCAUAAUGCCAAAGGCGGCUUUUGAUGCUUAGAUAA